AUAUAACCUUAUUCCCUACAGAGCGUCCCAUAUCAUAAAGUGGAUUAUCUCCAAGAUGAUGUUGUUUAAUAUACAACACGAGAAAUAAAGUUGAAAAAGUUUGAGAUGAAGGGAGAAAUUAUUCCAGUAGCUUCUUCCCUCCCCAAUACUACUCAACAGAAAAAGAAGAGAUCUUGUAGAAGCAAGGUAAAGUGCUGCAAGUGUUCUGGAUGUAAAGAAAAUCCUAAGAGAAAAUACACCAAGUCAUCAUCAGUCAAGUGUUUCAUUUGUGAAAGAAAUUUCAGCAACAAGUACAAUCUUAGUCAACACCAUGAAACAUCCAAGGGAAAAUGUAAGCCGAAGUCUUACUGGGUAACAUGUCUUCACUGUCGAAGUUUUUUCAGCAAUGUGGCAGAAGUUAUGAAGCAUACAAGACAGAUACGGUUAAAAGAAGCUAGGUUACAUGUAUACAUGCCGGCAUUGCACAAAGCUCAAGAGAAAUGAAGCUUCUACGGGUCUCCACGAGCUAGGACUAGGACAGAAUGAAGAAAUAUUUUCCGUUAAGGAAAGUAUUCUUCCUGGUUCUACUGUAGAAGAUACUUGUACAGUUUAUGUACAGGGAGCAGGUUCUACUGUAGAAGAUACUUGUACAGUUUAUGUACAGGGAGCAGGUUCUUCUGUAGAAGAUACUUGUACAGUUUAUGUACAGGGAGCAGGUUCUACUGUAGAAGAUACUUGUACAGUUUAUGUACAGGAAGAGAUCAUUAAAAGAGAAAGAACAGAUGAUCAAGAAAGAAUGGCAGAGAAUAUGGAAGAAGUGAAAGUAAUAAUUAAGGGAGAAAAGUCUUCUGUAGAGGAUAAAUGUACUGUAUUUGUACAGGAAGAAAAGUCUACUGUAGAGGAUAAAUGUACUGUAUUUUUAGAGGAAGAAAAGUCUACUGUACAGGAUAAAUGUACUAUAUUUGUACAGGAUGGAAAGUCUACUGUAGAGGAUAAAUGUACUGUAUUUGUACAGGAAGAAAAGUCUACUGUACAGGAUAAAUGGACUAUAUUUGUACAGGAUGAAAAGUCUACUGUACAGGAUAAAUGUACUGUAAUUGUACAGGAUGAAUGUGUAAAAGAAGAAUGCACAAAAAUUCCAGAUGAAAGCAGUAUAAACGAAGAAGAUCCUCUUUUUAUUAAACCAAAAAGAUUCAAGAAAAUUAAUCAUAAAGAAGUAAGCUACACCUGUGGUGAAUGUGAUUAUGUAGCAAACCAAGGUAGUAAUCUAAAAAAACAUGUGGAGACUAAACAUGAGGGAGUAAGAUAUCCUUGUGGUGAUUGUGAUUAUGUGGCAACCUUAGCUCAAAACCUCAAAAGGCAUAUUAGCUAUAAACAUGGAGGAGUGAAAAUGAGAUAUCCAUGUGAUCAUUGUAAAUACGCUUCUACUGAUAAAGGAAAUCUUACGAAACAUAUAAAAAAUAAACACAAAGGAGUUAGAUAUCCCUGUGACCAGUGUGAAUACGCUGCUAUUGAAGCAGAUAGUCUGAGGAAACAUAUUGCAAAUAAGCACGAAGGAGUAAGAUAUCCCUGUGAUCAGUGCAAAUUCACGGCUACUUCAGCUGGUCUUUUAAAGAGACAUAUUGAAAAUAAACACAACGGGGUCAGAUAUACCUGUGAGCAGUGUAAUUACUAUGCAAAUACAAAAGGUGCUCUGAAAAAACAUAUUAAAAAUAAACAUGAAGGUGUGAGGUACCCUUGUGACCAGUGUGAGCAUGUUGCCACUGCAACAGGACAUCUGAAUAAACAUAUUGAAAGUGUGCAUUUAGGAGUGAGAUAUCCCUGUAAUCAAUGUGAUUAUACUGCUAAAUAUAUGUGUAAUCUAAAGAAACAUAUUGAAUAUAAACAUGGAGAAGUGAUGUAUCCUUGUAACCAGUGUGAAUUUGAUGCUUCUACAGCAGGUGAUCUAAAGAAACAUGUUGAAUAUAAACAUGAAGGAGUAAGAUAUCCCUGUAACCAAUGUGAAUACGUUGCUACUGCAGUAAUUAAUCUGAGAAACCAUAUUAAUAACAAACAUAAAGGAUUGCGAUAUCUUUGUGAUAAGUGUGAAUACGCUGCAACUACAACAUGUCAUCUAAAAAGACAUGUUAAAUAUAAGCAUGAAGGAGUAAGAUAUCCCUGUAACCAGUGUAAAUAUGUUGGUACUACAGCUGGUAGUCUGAAAAUACAUAUUAAAAAUAAACAUGAAAGAGUGAGAUAUCCCUGUGGCCAGUGUGAAUACGCCGCGACUCAGAAAGGUGAUCUAAAGAAGCAUGUUGAAUUUAAGCAUGAAGGAGUAAGAUAUCCCUGUAACCAAUGUGAAUAUGUUGCUACCACAGAUAGUAGUCUAAAAAGACACAAAACAAGAAAGCAUAUGAAUUAGAAUAUCAUGUUGAUUUAUUAUAGUUAUGGAAUGAACAAUGAACAUGAUACGUGAACACAUGUAGAAUUUUAGGCAUGUAAUCCAUUAAUCCAUGACUGAAACUUUUAUAUGCAUCAAACUAUUAAACUAGGAUCUUAUAUUUUAACUAUUAAUUGUUCCUAAAUCUUUCAGGAUUUUCUCUUAAAAAAACAAUAAUAAAAAUUUUUGCGAAUUAAUCAUUUUUUUAGUGGAUUUUUCAAAUUUUACGAAAAUCUAAAAUUUUGGAGAUAAUUUGUUUGUAAUUCCUAGCAUCCAAAAACCUUCCCUGAGGUCCCACAAAAAAUUUGGACCCGCUCGGUUCAGUUUAUUUGUUUCAAACAAACAGACAAGCAAAGUAUAUGUACUAUUAUAAAUAGAUGUUAGCUUCAAAAAUUAUUCGUAUUAUUUGGUUUUAACAAAUAUCUUUCUGUAGUUCUGAUGUUCUGUUCGAGUGAAAAUCACAUGUUUAAUUUUUUACAUUUCAGA
Eurytemora carolleeae is the source of this 2884-nucleotide messenger RNA. Its product is annotated as zinc finger protein 431. Gene Ontology annotation, biological process: regulation of transcription by RNA polymerase II. The transcript has 9 exons. Gene Ontology annotation, molecular function: RNA polymerase II transcription regulatory region sequence-specific DNA binding; DNA-binding transcription factor activity, RNA polymerase II-specific. Gene Ontology annotation, cellular component: nucleus. The record is from RefSeq and is a predicted model, not a curated record. Lineage: Eukaryota; Metazoa; Arthropoda; Copepoda; Calanoida; Temoridae. Bases 443 to 2380 code for a protein of 645 amino acids.